Cladophialophora carrionii CBS 160.54 is the source of this 3642-nucleotide messenger RNA. RefSeq lists its product as uncharacterized. The record is from RefSeq and is a predicted model, not a curated record. Gene Ontology annotation, biological process: arachidonate metabolic process. The transcript has 6 exons. The coding region runs from base 1 to 3642 and encodes 1213 amino acids. Gene Ontology annotation, cellular component: membrane. Lineage: Eukaryota; Fungi; Ascomycota; Eurotiomycetes; Chaetothyriales; Herpotrichiellaceae.
AUGUCGGGAGCCUCUCUCAUGAUGCAGGAGGAUCACCAGAAACAGAGUGCCCUGGCCGACGGAUGCAUUCAGGUCAUCGUGCCUUCCAGUGUCGAUGACAGAACUCAGACUGAACACCAUCGGUUCGACCAACAGGCAGAGUGGUUCCGGGUGACCAUGGCCAGCCUUACGGCACAAGGCGAAGAGCCUAAUCUCCAGGUCACGGACCGUUUCAAGAAACUAUGCAAUCCCAAUGCCCAGUUCAGUCUUGGGCAGUAUCCGAGCCUUGUGUCCUUCGUUGGCGAUACUGGGGUGGGCAAGUCAACGCUUGUCCGUGCAAUGAACACAGUUGGCAUUGUAGAACAAAUGCAGAAAGCCGGCGUCAUGGACUGGAGACAUGUAUUUGGCUGUCAGCUGCAUGGCCCCGUCACGAGGGCAACUUCUGCACGAAGGACUACGCGCCCAACCUCAGUCGGCGUCCACCUUUAUCGAGACCAGACCAUUGUCCAUGUAAGGGACGACCAUGGGAAUCAAGAGGAUGUCCCGAUACUCUAUGCCGACUGUGAAGGCUUCUCGGCCGGCAGUAUGAGAACAGAUGCUGAAUUAAGCACUGCGACGAGCUCGUCCCGUGGUUCACGGAUAAGGUCUGGGUCCCUGACAUCACAAACCUCGCACUCAAGGCCGCGCGCCGACUCAAAUACACCUCCUGAGCUCCCGGCAGCCCCAGGAAUGGAAGGCCCGCUACAGCUAGAUCUCGUCAUCAAGACGCCCGGCUUCAAGGAAAUGGGCAAGGCGAGCGCAGAUGUCUUCUACGCUCGCUUCUUGUACGCCUUCAGCGACGUCGUCGUCUUCGUGAUCAACGAGGAACAGAAGAUGAAGCGAGAAAUGCAACGGCUGCUUGAGUGGGCAGUAUCUGCCGUGAAGACGUCGAGGAGCAGGAGCUCACCUCGAACCCUCCUUGUCGUCCGCAACGGUCCGAGGAGUCACCACGACUCUUUCUACGAUGACGUCGACCUCAAGAACGAGAUGUUCCAGGAUUUUGGCGACAUCUGGGACGAUUCGCGCAUUCUCACCGACUACAAGGUGGACCAUAACUUGAAGUGCAGCCGAAAUGAGGACAAGAUCUACGACAACGAUCAGUAUUUCAGGCUCUUCUUCCGCGAGACCACAAUCUGUUACAUCCCGAGCAUACAGAGCGGACAGUCGCCCGAUCGCAUGUAUCAACAGUACUCUCAUCUUCGAAGGCUGAUCGUGAGUGGCGUCCAAGCAGCUCAAAAGGCUCGCUCCAAGUCAUACUUUCGGCAUGAUGUUCCAUCUGCGAUCGACUUGAUCAGCCAGGCUUUCAGGCACUUUGCGGAAUUUAAUGAGCCGUUCGACUUUCACGUGGCGGCAAGGAAAGACAACCCGACCCCAAUAUCCAUCCCCGGGCACAUUGCCAAUCUUCUCCGCCACCUAGGCACCACCAAAGAGAGGUUCUCCAAGUUUGAAAUUAUUGUCGCGAUAUGUUUGAUCUCAUACAACUAUCGAUCCUCUCGACUCGGAAGGGAACCUGCAGACAUCUUCGACGACGAACUUUCACACAUAUGCCGAAAGGGGCUGGAGAUCUAUCAGAAACAGUUCUUGCGCUGCGCUCUUUCGAUGGGCGACGGGACCAGAUGCGUCAAUUUCGCGUAUAACCACGAUUGUCAUCAGAGUAAGAAUGGCCUUAUCUGGACUGGGCCCAUCGAUCGCUCAUGUUUCGAGAAAGACGUCGCCGAUGUGGUGGAAGGGGUCAGAAAGGCGUUCAUUGACCUAUACUCCGAGCUGUGGGAUGUCAAGCGCACAUCGUCGAAUCCCCCUCUUGCGCGGGUUCCAACGCUGCGAUCUCAAGACUUUAACAGGGUCGAUCUGAUAUGGUCGGACCUCAAGAGCAACAUGACCUGCUUUGCCUGUCUGCAAUAUGCGCCUGAUCAUGUACUGCCGUGUGGCCACGGCUACUGCGAGGAUUGCGUCAAAGAUUUCGGCAAGGUCCUCCCACAAAAGUCCUACCACUAUGUAAUGGACGAGUGUGUCCUGUGCAAUGCCACGGCAGCCGAGUGGCAGACACGGAGAAUCAUCAGACUCAAUCCUCGCUGCGGAGGGAUAAGAGUGCUCACGCUGGAUGGCGGCGGCGUCCGGGGCGUCAUUGAACUUGCGCUGAUUGAGAAGAUCGAGCAGAGGAUCGGUUUGAACCUGCCCAUCUCGGAAUUCUUUGAUUUGGUCGUUGGCACCAGCACAGGGGGCAUCAUCGCUCUCGCCAUAACAAACUCGCACAGGGACAUCAGGACCAGUGCAAUCACAUCCAACUUCAUUAGCCUGGCGAAGAAAGUCUUCGAAAGGGAUCGCUUUGGCCACGUUUGGAGGAUGGAUCCGCUGAGAGUUGUCAACAGGUCCAUGGUGCUGAAUAUCAUGAUGGUGCUGCGGGUCAUCAAAAGCAGGUACAAAAGCAGCACCCUAAAAGACUGCUUGCUCGACUUCUUUGACCCGAAUCAACCCAUGUUCGGGGGCGCCGUCGUGUCCUAUCAGCAGAGAACAGCGAGAGUGGCCGUCACAAGUACCAGCGAAGGAUCCCCUUGUUUGUUCACGAACUACAGUCGUGCUUCGUACGCUCGAGCAGACGUCUCCGAUGUAGAACAUUUGGUGGACAAUCGAGGGUUUGAGCGGCAAGACAACCCCGACAUGGAAGCGCGAGUCUGGGAAGCAGCCAUGGCCACGUCGGCCGCACCGGGUUACUUCCACGAAUGGAGAAUCGAAGAUGCCGAGAAUCGAAAACAGCGCAGGGUGCCGUUCCGGGAUGGGGCUCUACAUUCCAACCUCCCUGUGCAAUGUGCUUUGGAAGAGCAAGACCGCAUCUGGCCAGCUCAUAAAGACUAUAAGAAACCUUUGGACAUCCUGGUAUCCCUCGGCACAGGCAAACCACUCAAGGAGAAAGAAAUCCCUCGCUGGCUGGAAUUCGCAGGCGUAGGGGACAUUGCCGCGGCGUACUACAAGAAUGUCAUCAACACCGAUGCCGUCUGGGACGCCUUUGUCAACACCCCACGCAGCAAUUAUUCGCCAGGCCGCCAUUUCCGGCUGACCAUUGACCUGGAAGAGCGUGUCGGACUCGAUGAAUGGGACAAAAUGCACAGCCUGUACGACAAAGUGGGCCAACUCUACGAUUCGUCGUCCAAAGACCAGGCGGGAAUGUGGAAGAAAAUCGACGAGAUCGCGUACAAGCUCACAGCCUCGCUGCUAUUCUUCGAACCGGAGAAGUGCGAGCCUGUCCUCACGCGCGGGCAGACCCAGAGGCGAGAACAGAUCAGCGGGACCAUCCUGUGCAGACUUCAGUCGCCGAGUCCUGCGUUGCGCACGCUCAUCCGUCGCAUUGAAGGAUUUUACCAUCAUGCCGCAAGUCGACAUGUGGACACUCCACUACAGUUACCACGAGACUGGAAGAACGUGGCCCUCCAAGCAGAGCAGAAUGGACAGCCGUUUGGUAUCCCUUGUCGGCUGGACAAUGCCGAAGGAGCCGCAGUCCGGCAGAGCUUGCUCGUCAAGUUGAAGCCUCCAGGCGAAGCGGGCGAGGGGUCUUUAGAGCCCAUUAGUGGCUUUCCGAUCACCUUCCAGGAGUUGAAGGCUGGGAUGUUCCAGAGGGGCUUCAAGUGA